Ogataea parapolymorpha DL-1 is the source of this 828-nucleotide messenger RNA. RefSeq lists its product as uncharacterized. The transcript has a single exon. The record is from RefSeq and is a predicted model, not a curated record. Lineage: Eukaryota; Fungi; Ascomycota; Pichiomycetes; Pichiales; Pichiaceae. Bases 1 to 828 code for a protein of 275 amino acids.
AUGUCCAAUUUGCAUUACGGCCCUAAGCUGCGGCAGCUGCUGCUGAAGCUGGAAUCUGAUCGCGACCGCGGACCGCCUGCUGGCAAUGAGCGGCUGUCAAAACUCGCUUUUCUCGGGCUUCUAGUGGUCAAAAACGCCAAACAACGACGCAGAAGCUCUACAAGCUCGCUUUCCAGCAGUCCUACGCUCUAUUCGCCCAAUCAACGCAGUCGAACAAACAGCGGCACAUUAACCGGGCCGCUUUUCGCCCUUCGAACUCAGCCACAACGCUCGUGGCAGGAUAAAUAUAACAGUUUCGAAACAGGGUUGCUGGCCAACCUUGAGUCGAUGGUUUCGCUUUUCGACAACUUCACCAUGUUCCAGAAUAUUUUGAGCAAAUCACGGUUUGCGUCCAAGUUUCGCGGAGUGGAGACGCUUCUCAAAAACCUAUCCAAGGUGUAUUUCGUCAUCAUUUUGAUAAACCUAAAAAACCUCAUAGUCAAGCUUAUUAAGCUUAACAAACUGAUCCGAAUAUUGGAGUUGGAAGCGGAAAUGCUUUCGCGCAACGGCAAGAACGUGCUGUUGCCCGAAGCCGCGUCACAGGAUCGCGAAAAGCUCGUUUUUCUGUACACAGAGAAGUUCCGGACGUAUCUGGAGCUGAUUGGCUACGCAAACGAGCUGGUUCUGGAUCUGACGCUGGUUUAUUCCAAAAUACGGCUGCCGAAGCUGGUGGAGCGGCUCGUGAGCCUGGUCAGCUGGAUCAUCGGCGUUUACCGGCUAAGUAAGGACGAGGCAGAAGAGGCCAGGACAGAGGAACAAAUCGCGGCGAUGCAGAAACAGUAUUUAUAA